Molecule: messenger RNA, 2935 nt
Organism: Megalopta genalis
Lineage: Eukaryota; Metazoa; Arthropoda; Insecta; Hymenoptera; Halictidae
Source: RefSeq, a predicted model, not a curated record
UAUAUAGGUAUAUAGAUAUACGUUUCGAUAAUCCAGUGGUCCUCGGUUGGAUUUUCUAUGUCAAUAAAAACGGAGCCGUUCCUGAGUCAAAACUUGACAGUAUGUUUCUUCUUUUUUCUAUAAAAGUAAAAGGCCGCCUUUCUAACCUAAAUUCCAAAUUCUGUCAUGGACUAUAAUCUGCGGGGUAGGGUGAGGAGGGCGACAAGCGCAGGGUCUCCUUCCCUUUUUGACAGCUAAAAAUACGGUUUUUGACGAAGCGUCCGCGAGAGCGAGCAUCUUGACUAUUUCGGCUACGAUAAAACCAGUGGAUACGUCCUGAAUCGUUUACGCAGCAUUCCACGCUGGAAAUAUGUACCUCGCCGUCUACUGCCGAAUUAUAUGUCUAUUUGCGAACUACAAUUAAUUAUGUCUAUGUCGCUUGCGUUAAUCUCCGUAACCAGUGAACGAGCUUGUUGUUUACCUGCGAUUCUUCUGCUUUACACUUAUAUGUUUACAGGUAAUUCAAUAUGUCACACCAUUUUGUCACAGUUUGCGUAGUGUGCGUUUUGUGCGCAGCACAUAAUCCUUGCUCAGCACACACUGAAAUAUCAACUGCAGGACAGAAAGUUCGUAAUACUGUGAAUUCUGAGAAUUUACCAAAACUUAAUGAGCAGCUACAGCCAUCAUGGUUGCUAAUGAAAUUUAAAAAGUCGCAAGAGAAGGAUAACAAGAAAUUGAAUUUAAAUAAUUUAGGCACUUAUAAAAGUGGUGCUGUUAAAUUUUCUAAUAGUGAAUUAAACAAUAGUAAUGUUAAUGAAAUAUCUACAUUGUUAGUGCCAUCUACCAUUGACGAAGUUCACACAAAAAGAAAAACCAUCCUACAGGAUAUGAAAGUAGACAAAAAUGUUGAAGACACUCGUGUUCCAGAGAUAGAGGAAAAUUAUACAACUUUAAAAGAUUUAGAAAUAAUGGAGAGACUAGGACAGACUGAGAUAAGUUACAAUAGAGGAUUGAAGUCUACAAGGUCUACAAAAAAUCCCAAUUCGGUCACUAUGAUUAGAAAAAAAAGAAAUGUAGAUGUCAUAGAUGAGAAGUAUUUCAUGAAAAAAAUUUUUGAGACUUAUGGAGAUGGUACUAGUGUGACUAUAGAAGGUUUUGAGAAGUUAUUGAAAAAAUUAGGAUUACUGAGAUUAUUAACAGAUGUAUCUAAAUUAGAGGAUCUUAAUGCUAUUGCUAGUCAUCAUCCAUUAGAAAAAUCAAAGAGCGUGCAAAAUAGUGGCCUAUCAGAGUAUGAAAACGGAAUCAGAAAAGAACGGUGCUUAAAUAGCAAAGAAUUAUUAAGUACUGUUGCAAGAGAUAUGCCCUACAAUUCCAUCACUAAUAAUAAUACAACAUUACCAAGUUGGCUUUUUGAACGUGUGUGUCCAGCUCUUGUUUACCAAUUAGCAGGUGAAUCGAGUUCAGAAAGAAAUGGAUGCAUUCUUGUACCAGAGAAUUAUAAACCAGUAAUAGUUACUAAAUACCUUGGAGAGGAUGUAUCGCGUAAUAUGGUUCAAGUAUGGGCCUAUUCUAUAAUCAGUAUUCUAAUAAUUAGUCUCUGCGGUUUAUUUGGUGUAGCUGUUAUACCUUUCAUGGGUAAAAUUUACUAUCACCAAUUAUUGCAGUUCCUAGUUGCUCUUGCUGUAGGAACAUUAUGCGGCGAUGCUCUUAUUCAUUUGUUACCCCAUGCGAUGAUGCCGCAUCACACACACGAUCACCAUGGUCAUGAUGAUAAUGAUCAUGCUGAGAUAGAUCAUAAAGAACAACACAAUAUAAAUAUGUGGAAAGGGGUAGUGGCAAUGGCGGGUCUUGUAUUAUUUUUUUUUACGGAGAAAGCUUUGACAUUGGUUGCAGAAUGGAGAAAGCUUCGGCAACGCCGUAAUAAGCUCCCUUCGCGUGUUCGGGUAAUGCGUGAGACGGACGGACCAAACAGCAACGUUGUUGGCGAGAAGCUUUGCAAACACAAAUAUUCAUCGUACCCUUAUUGUUAUGGAGAGAUUAACACUGAUGCCCAAGAUAAUCAUCAUAAUCGUCAACACAAUAACCAUGAGAAACCUCCUGUUAUCGAUGAGGAGAAACCAUUAACAUCAAAUUGCAAUUCAGUUUCUAAAAUAAUGACGAACGACGGAGAAAAGAAAUCAAACGAAGAGUGGAGAUUAGAUGAUUCAAUUGUAAAUACUAAGAAAAACACGGAUGGUGCUGAUAUACCACUAAAUAAAUCUGAAAGUUAUACUGUUAUUAUACGUGAGCACGAAACGAAGCACCAUGGUCACACCCAUUCCCACGGCCAUGUACAUUCUGCACCAGAAUCUUUAUCAAGUGUUGCUUGGAUGGUAGUUAUGGGCGAUGGUUUACAUAACUUCACAGAUGGUAUGGCCAUAGGUGCUGCUUUUUCAGCGAACAUAGCUGGCGGUUUCUCAACGGCUAUAGCUGUGUUUUGCCAUGAAUUACCUCAUGAAAUAGGAGACUUCGCGGUUUUAUUGAAAGCCGGAAUGAGCGCUAAACAAGCUGUCUUUUAUAAUCUGUUAUCUUCCGUACUUUGCUUAUUUGGAAUGGUAUUUGGCGUACUGUUGGGUAGCACUCCGGCUGUGAGUAGCUGGAUGUUUGCAGCUGCUGCAGGAAUGUUUAUUUAUAUAGCAUUAGUUGACAUGAUUCCAGAAUUAUCUUCAAGUCAUUCUGCGGAACGUAGUUCUCAGUGGCAAUGUAUUCUACAAGGGCUAGGGCUAUCAUGUGGCCUUGGAAUAAUGUUAGUUAUAGCACUUUAUGAACACGAUCUUAAGACUAUGUUCAGUGAUUAAAUUUUCAAAGACUGACAACUUUUUAAUGGUAAGCUUGCAAUACUGCCUACAGACCUAUAUGUUAUAGGUCACUACCUGAGUCAAUAAAACUUUAGUUGUGAGUUCUUACCGAAACAACA